Messenger RNA from Chlorocebus sabaeus (green monkey), 3182 nucleotides. It is a transcript of the gene RHOQ, whose product is annotated as ras homolog family member Q. The record is from RefSeq and is a predicted model, not a curated record. Gene Ontology annotation, biological process: small GTPase-mediated signal transduction. Gene Ontology annotation, molecular function: GTPase activity; GTP binding. Lineage: Eukaryota; Metazoa; Chordata; Mammalia; Primates; Cercopithecidae.
CCUGCGCGCCCCUCCGCGCGGCCCUCGCGGGGAGUGAGGCUCGGGUGCGCCGGCUGGGCCGCCCGGAGGUGGCGGGCGGGGGCGCGGGGCGAGGGCCGCGCUCCGGGAGGCGCCUGGGCCCGCCCUCCUCCGGGGCGCCGCGGGAGGGGCCCGGGCCGGCGCGGGGCGGAGAGAGCCUCCUGGCCCCUCCCCUCCGCCGCCCUCCCCAAAGUUGCCGUCUCCCCCGGGGCCGGCCGGUCUUAUGAUCCGGCGGAUCCUCCUGGGGAGACCGGGCCGGGGAGAGGGCGCGGGCGCCGAGUGGCGGGGGCAGCGGGCGGGCGCGGCGACAGGGGCCGGGGCGGGGAUCCGGGCGGCGACCGCGGCGGCGGCAGCGCCCCGGGCCCGCCGCCGCCUCCCCUCCGGCAAGGGGAGCCGCUGCAUGGGGCCGGGGGGGCGGCCCUGCGGCGCCGAGCGGCGGCGACGGCGGCGGACCCCCCAGGCGGGCUGGGGCUGAGCCCGGGGCCGGGGUGGGGGCUCCGGGGGGAUCAUGCCCGGAGGGCGGCCGGCCGCAGCAUGGCUCACGGGCCCGGCGCGCUGAUGCUCAAGUGCGUGGUGGUCGGCGACGGGGCGGUGGGCAAGACGUGCCUACUCAUGAGCUAUGCCAACGACGCCUUCCCGGAGGAGUACGUGCCCACCGUCUUCGACCACUACGCAGUCAGCGUCACCGUGGGGGGCAAGCAGUACCUCCUAGGACUCUAUGACACGGCCGGACAGGAAGACUAUGACCGUCUGAGGCCUUUAUCUUACCCAAUGACCGAUGUCUUCCUUAUAUGCUUCUCGGUGGUAAAUCCAGCCUCAUUUCAAAAUGUGAAAGAGGAGUGGGUACCGGAACUUAAGGAAUACGCACCAAAUGUACCCUUUUUAUUAAUAGGAACUCAGAUUGAUCUCCGAGAUGACCCCAAAACUUUAGCAAGACUGAAUGAUAUGAAAGAAAAACCUAUAUGUGUGGAACAAGGACAGAAACUAGCAAAAGAGAUAGGAGCAUGCUGCUAUGUGGAAUGUUCAGCUUUAACCCAGAAGGGAUUGAAGACUGUUUUUGAUGAGGCUAUCAUAGCCAUUUUAACUCCAAAGAAACACACUGUAAAAAAAAGAAUAGGAUCAAGAUGUAUAAACUGUUGUUUAAUUACGUGAGAAACAUCUUCAGUGGCCAAGGAAAUUGUCCAUUUCUCUCAGAAAGCAAAUGAAAUGCUACAGCUAUACCCAGACCUUUUAUAGGUAAUGAAGCAGUUCAAAACUUGAAAGAAAACAAAACCUGUCCUCAGAAUUCUAUAAAGGUUAUUAAGAAUGUUCCUUAAAGGUUUAAGAAGCAGUAAGCAGCAUCUGAAGCCACAAUCUAUUAUAAAUACUUUAUUUCAACUAGAAGGUACAAUCUCUCAGGGGUUUCAUAGUUUAAAAAGCUACAAUCACAUCAUGUUGUAACUACAUAAAAAACAGUGCUGUAAAUGGAACUGCUUGGCUUUGACCAUACACAUUUCUGCACAGCCCUUACAGAAUCUGCACAAAGAAGUAUCUCCCUUUGCUCCAGUUAAUUGUUCUUGUAUGUAAGUUGCUUUCUAUUCCAGUAUAUCCAGAGUGGUGAAAUAACAAGGCCAGCCACGUAGCCAAAGGUCGCUCCAAGCGUACAGGAGAUGGGCCAUACCUGAGGAGAGAAUGUAUGAGAUCAAAAAAGAACAAAUGUUUUUAUUAUUACUUGAGCACAAGUGUAACCUAAAUAUUUCUAUAUUAAAGCUUAAUGUGCUUUCUUAAAGAAUGCCAAAAGUGUAAUAAGGUCAUAAUUGCAUUUAUCAUGAACACUAAAAAUGUACACAUUUUAGUUAAUGUGCAUUAAACUGUAACAAGGCUCUGGCAAUUGUAGAUUUAGUUUGACGCUCCCCAAAGUGCAUGAGACACAUGCUAAAAUUACAAAUUAAAAUUUUGGGUCAGACUUUGCCAUAAUGCUGGACUCAAUUUAGCUCUCUGAACUAGUUGGUAAUUUUUUUUUUGUAAUUCCCACUUUGGCUGUGUACAUCAAAUGAAAUGAGAAUUGUGUAUGUUGACCAAACCACAAGAAACUUUAAGUUGUGUUAAAGAGGGAAGACCUAGAAUCCAAGCAUGUUACGUGAAAAUUGUAACAGAACAGCUGCUUCCACCUUUCAGAUAUAGAUGUUGGAACCACAGCAGAAGUUAUAGAAUGACAACUACAUCUAGAAUGUAAGUUAAACAAAAUACUGGCUUCCAGAGACCCAUUUUCUCCAGCCAUAUUACAUUAGGCUAGAAGUAAUUUUGAAUUAUUUAAUCUACAAGCAGUGCAUGUGUUGGUCCCUAAGUGAAAGGCUCUGCUUAAAAAAAAAAAAAAGUUGGAGAAAAAUUUUCAUGUUCUUCUGUGAAGCUUAUUUGGUACACUGGAGCCAUUUCUAAUCUUUCUCUGGGGGGAACAGGCCACAGAACUGUGUUAGAGGUGAACCAUCUUAAUUACUAGUUCUAUUACCUAAUUCAGCUUCCUUGUUUGGUCUGCUGUGGAUCUGCCUUAUUGCAUAUGCCAUGCAUCAGAUAAUGGUGUUAGACAAAGCUUCAUUGUGAACAACCUAAUGCAUUUUAGAGAAACAAUCUCAUCUACACAUUUUUUUUCUAGCCUUUCCUACAUUUAAACUUGCUGUUGCCUAAAUUAUAAUUUUUUAAAUGUCUUUGGUGGGCUUCUGUUAAUUCACAUGACUUAAGCUUAUAGCUAUGUCUACUGCACAGAUUGGGUAAUGGAACACUAAACUUUUAUACUUGAAAAUGACAGCCUUAAAUGCUCAUAUCAGUCACAAAUCUAGGAUGUACUGUCUUGUUGUAUGUGAGCUUUGUAGAGAUUUUUAAAAAUAUAAGCAUCACCUUUCCAUUGAAGAGUGGAGAGAGUCUACUGGAUGACUGGCCAGGAACUUUCUCUCUGCAUCAGACAUUUGGAUGUCUUCUUUCUUCCAAGAAAUGGUGGUUCACAUUAAGUAUCAUGGCCUUAUGUAUGCUCAAAUGGAAUCUUAUGUAACUUUCUUAUUUAAUUUUGGUCUGCUAUUUUUAGAUAAAAUUGAAAGGAAUUGUAUAAAUCAAUUAACAUAUUAGCUAAGUUGUCCAACACAUGGUAUAAAGGAAUUACAACAGUAAACUAUUAUACAUUUCGAACUUGC